Messenger RNA from Spinacia oleracea (spinach), 1711 nucleotides. Its product is annotated as probable polygalacturonase. Gene Ontology annotation, molecular function: polygalacturonase activity. The record is from RefSeq and is a predicted model, not a curated record. Gene Ontology annotation, biological process: carbohydrate metabolic process. The transcript is spliced from 6 exons. NCBI's taxonomy places the organism in Eukaryota, Viridiplantae, Streptophyta, Magnoliopsida, Caryophyllales, Amaranthaceae. The coding region runs from base 167 to 1624 and encodes 485 amino acids.
AUGAUCUCACUCAUUUUUGCGUUACGAAGUGACCAUACCAGAUCUUAUAAUUCCAUAUUUAAUUAUUCGAUUUAUUUAUUUAUUUAUUUUCUCUACUCUAUAAAAUCCUUCAUAUGACAGUUUUUUCUGUAAAAAAGUUCUUGAACAAAUUAUUCUUUCUUCAAUAAUGUCAUUCUCUCAACCGUUCCAAACACCCCAUCAGGCUAACAAGGUGGUGGUUCUAGCCUUGUUAUCAGUUAUUCUACUACUAACCAACAACUUAUUAGUAGAAUGUCGCACGGUUAGAGUUUUGGAAGACGGUCUUCCGAAAGGGUGUCGAAAACACGGUGCAUUCUUGACGGACUUCGGAGGGGUUGGAGAUGGAAAGACGCCGAACACCAAGGCUUUUGCGUCGGCCAUUGCUAGCCUUAGCAAGUAUGCGUCCGACGGCGGGGCGGAACUUAUUGUUCCGCCGGGGAAAUGGCUGACGGGGAGUUUCAAUCUCACUAGUAAUUUCACUCUUUACCUUGACAAAGAUGCUGUUCUUAUUGCUUCUCAGGAUGAAUCAGAAUGGCCUGUUCUUCCUCCCUUGCCUUCCUAUGGAAAAGGCAGGGAUGAUACAGAUGGGAGAUUUUCUAGUCUUAUCUUCGGAACCAACCUUACUGAUGUCGUAAUUACAGGGGGAAAUGCAACAAUUGAUGGCCAAGGAGCUUACUGGUGGGAAAAGUUCAAGAAGAAAGAGCUUAAGUUAACACGUCCUUACUUAAUCGAGAUUAUGUUCUCUGAUCAAGUUCAAAUCUUUAAUCUCACUUUGCUAAACUCUCCAUCUUGGAAUGUACAUCCUAUUUACAGCAGCAAUGUCAUAGUCCAAGGCCUUACCAUCCUAGCACCCGUGGAUUCUCCUAAUACAGACGGGAUCAACCCAGAUUCCUGCACGAAUGUACGCAUUGAAGACAAUUACAUAGUAUCAGGAGACGACUGUAUAGCGGUUAAAAGUGGUUGGGACGAGUACGGGAUCAAAUUCGGAAUGCCAACACAACACGUAAACAUCCGAAGACUAACCUGCAUUUCACCUGAUAGUGCAACAAUUGCCUUAGGCAGUGAAAUGUCAGGUGGAAUCCAAGACAUUAGGGCAGAACAAAUAACAGCAAUUAACACAGAAUCAGGUGUCAGAAUCAAGACAGCCCCAGGUAGGGGUGCUUUUGUUAAGGACAUUUUUGUUAAGGGUAUGACCUUAAAAACCAUGAAGUAUGUUUUCUGGAUGACGGGGGAUUAUGGGUCCCACCCUGACCCGGGUUAUGACCCAAAAGCAAUGCCUAUAGUAAGUGGGAUCAAUUACAGGGAUGUGACAGCUGAGGAUGUUCAGAUGUCAGGAAAUCUUGCAGGAAUUGAGAAGGAUAAGUUUACUGGGAUUUGUAUGUCUAAUGUGAGUAUUUCUUUGGCUGAGAAGAAGAAGAAAGUGCAGUGGAAUUGCAGUAAUAUUGAAGGUUUUACUAGUGGGGUUAAUCCUAAAGCUUGUGAUUUACUGCCUGAUAAGCAGCCUGGUAAAUUGGUGCCUUGUCCUUUCCCUACUGAUAAACUUCCUAUUGAUGAUGUUGAGUUGAAGAUUUGUUCAAUUAGGCCAAAGCCUCCUAGAUAUUAUUAAUUAGGUUGAUCAAAUGUAAUUUGAGAAAUUGUAACUUGGCGUUUUAUAAAUAAGAUCGGUUUCUAGUUUAACUUUCAUUUGUUAUUA